This is a messenger RNA of Schizosaccharomyces osmophilus, 318 nucleotides long. It is a transcript of the gene spt4, whose product is annotated as DSIF transcription elongation factor complex subunit Spt4. Bases 1 to 318 code for a protein of 105 amino acids. Gene Ontology annotation, molecular function: RNA polymerase II complex binding; zinc ion binding. Gene Ontology annotation, biological process: mRNA processing; positive regulation of DNA-templated transcription, elongation; regulation of transcription elongation by RNA polymerase II. The transcript has a single exon. Gene Ontology annotation, cellular component: nucleus; DSIF complex. The record is from RefSeq and is a predicted model, not a curated record. NCBI's taxonomy places the organism in Eukaryota, Fungi, Ascomycota, Schizosaccharomycetes, Schizosaccharomycetales, Schizosaccharomycetaceae.
AUGGACAAAUUGAGUCGUUCUCGUUCUAGAGCAUGCUUAAUAUGUGGAAUUGUACUUCCUCAUAAUGUUUUCGCGAAUAAAGGUUGUCCAAAUGACGGUGUUGACGACGUGGAAACGUUUACUUCUCCUGUCUUUGAAGGCAUCAUGGCAAUGAUGGUACCUACAGAAUCAUGGGUCGCUAGAUGGCAGAGGAUCGAUAAUUUCACUCCAGGAAUCUAUGCAACACGCGUCCAAGGCGUUCUUAACGACGACAUAGUUGAAUCUUUGCGUCGUCGGGGUAUUAACUACAGGCCACGCAAUGGUACACCAUGGGAUUAA